Messenger RNA from Malania oleifera, 1257 nucleotides. Its product is annotated as metalloendoproteinase 3-MMP-like. Bases 70 to 1035 code for a protein of 321 amino acids. Gene Ontology annotation, molecular function: zinc ion binding; metalloendopeptidase activity. The transcript has 2 exons. The record is from RefSeq and is a predicted model, not a curated record. NCBI's taxonomy places the organism in Eukaryota, Viridiplantae, Streptophyta, Magnoliopsida, Santalales, Ximeniaceae. Gene Ontology annotation, biological process: proteolysis; extracellular matrix organization; collagen catabolic process. Gene Ontology annotation, cellular component: extracellular matrix.
GUUGGUACUCGUAUUGCAACCACGUUCGACAUUCAGAUCUAGAAAGAAAUUAUAAUUAAGGCAAUUACUAUGGCUGCUAUUUAUCAUUUCCCAGUUCUUGUAGGAGCCCUCCUGCUUCUACUUGCCCUAAUACACCCUCUCCCCGUCCAGUCCAGAGGUCUGAAAGCUACAGUCAGUAGGCAGUCCUUCGCCUUCCUCCAGCAUUUGCAGGGUUGCCAUAAGGGCCAAAACGUGAAGGGCCUGCAUCAGCUCAAACGGUACCUCGAACAUUUUGGAUACCUUCACUACAAAACUAAUCUUACACAUGCCAAGGACGACGAUUUCGAUGAUUACGUGGAGUCUGCGGUGAAGACGUACCAGUCUCAUUAUCAUUUGAAUGUCACUGGAAACCUCGACCACGAAACCGUGAAGCAAAUGAUGCUCCCACGGUGCGGCAACCCCGAUAUCGUUGAUGGCUCUUCUUCACUGGCUGGUGGCAAGAGACACCAUCACCACAAUCACGGAGGACACUCUAAUCACUUCCACCAGGUAUCUCAUUACAGUUUUUUCGACGGAAACCCAAGAUGGCCAUCAUCCAAAACCCAUCUCACCUACACCUUUCGAUCCAGUGCUCCCGUUGUGCAGUUGCAGUUGCUUCGGUCUGUCUCUGUUCGUGCUUUCCAGAGAUGGACAGAUGUUAGCCGAUUCACCUUCGAGGAGGUGCCGCAAGGUGCCCCGGCCGAUAUUGAGAUAGGGUUUCACAGGCGCGACCAUGGAGAUGGGCAUGCAUUUGACGGGAUUUUGGGCACCCUGGCUCACGCUUUUGCACCUACGGUGGGGAUGCUCCAUUAUGAUGCUGAUGAAAAUUGGAGCACAAAUCCAACGAACCAACAAGUGGACUUGGAAUCGGUGGCCGUGCAUGAGAUAGGGCACAUUCUUGGGCUUGGUCACAGUUUAGUUACAGAUGCCAUAAUGUUUGCGCAGUUCAAGUACGGAGCUACCAAGAGAGAGCUCCAUGCAGAUGAUAUUCAAGGCAUACGUGCCUUGUACACUUAACUAUACAUAUAUAUGUAUAGACACAUUCAUACUUCAAUUGCUGGAUCCAUGGAAAACCCUCUUAUAAAACUCAUGAACUACGUGAUUUUUGGUUCGAAGGAAUUAGUGACCCAACAAGUCUCUUAUGUAACUAAUGGGUGACAGUAUUAUUAUAAUUAAUCAUUGUGAGAUCAAUGCACUACAUUUUUAAAAGGAAAUAUAAUUAAGCAUAUGCAUUAACCA